CCUCCAGCACAAAUCCUCAGAGGCAGCAGAGCACAGGAGCUUUGAGCUUCGAGGACAAGAGCCAGCAGGAAACCGAAGAACACACUCACCUGAGUAAACAUGACUUCCAAGCUUGCUGUGGCCUUCUUGACAGCCUUCCUCAUCUCUGCAGCUCUGUGCGAGGGUACUGCUGUGACGAAGUUGACUACGGAGCUCCGAUGUCAGUGUGUCAAGAUUCACUCCACGCCUUUCCACCCCAAGUUUAUCAAAGAAUUGAAAGUGAUUGAGAGUGGACCACGCUGUGAUAAGUCUGAAAUCAUAGUGAAACUGCGUGACAACAGACAGCUCUGCCUGGACCCCAAGAAAAAGUGGGUGCAGGAGGUUGUGGCCAAAUUCUUGAAGAGGGCUGAGGACCAAGAUUCUUAAAAAAAGAAAGCAUUCUCCAUGACAACCAAGAAAAUCAGUGAAGAUACCACUGACAUUCCAACAAAUCUACUUCAGUACUUCCUCUAUGCUGCGGAUCUGCAGAGAGGUUGCCAGACGCAACGCUGGAUGCCCAGUUGAAUUUGAAUUUCAGAAGGCAAUGAACAGCUUUUUUUCAUUGUUCCACGCAAUACCCAGGACAUACAUAUAUUAAAAGUUAUUUAUUUGAAUCUAUGACAAAUGAAACAUCUUGUUUUAAAUGUAAGGACAUUUUAGAUAUUGCAUGGGACACUGCACAAAGGACAAAAUUGAGAUCAAGGGCUAGGAGAAUAACUGGCUUUCUACUUCAGGAAUUGGUUUGCUAGAAAUGCGACACUUCAAGCAUUAGAUGAUAGGGCAGCAAUGUUUUUUGUAAAUUUAAUUUCAGCCAGAAAACCCUGACUGUUCCGAGUUAAAUCUGCCACCCUAGUUCUACUGGCCAAGACCAUGAUUCCCUGCUCAUCUGCACCUUGGAGCUCCAUCUAUUCCUCAACUAGGGAAGAAGUAUCCGCCACCACCCUUCCUCACCGGAUGUUAUGGGGACACAUGGAAGCACUUUAACUUUUUGCAUGAUCACGUAAAUUAUCUUCAAGUGUAACUAGUCAUCUAUUUAUUAUUUAUGUAUUUAUUUAAGCAUCAAAUACUGUAAUAUUGCUGCAUAAAUUUGAAAAAACAGAGAAGGAAGAAGUACAGUUGAGAGGGUAGUGUGAUGUUAUAGUAAAUUAUUAUUUAUUUUAGAUAUUGAAUGAUACUAUAUUCGAGAACUUUGGAUCAGGCUAUCCAGAUUUAGCAAAAAAAAAAAAAAUACAAAUAAAAGGACAACCAGUUAAAUUUUUACUUUAAUUUAAAAAUAAUAUUUUAAUGUAUGUUGCUUAUCUGAAAUUUUAGUUGUGUUGAUAAUCAGUUUUGAUAUCCUUGCACUUGUCUAACUUUAAAAUGCUUUUACGUUUUCCGAAAGAUACUCUCUACUGCUUUUGAUACUAUGGAAAUGAAAAUGGAAAUAUAAAAUGUUUAAAAUAUAAUUUACUGUCAAAGUCA
Molecule: messenger RNA, 1479 nt
Organism: Chinchilla lanigera (long-tailed chinchilla)
Lineage: Eukaryota; Metazoa; Chordata; Mammalia; Rodentia; Chinchillidae
Gene: Cxcl8
Product: chemokine (C-X-C motif) ligand 8
Exons: 4
Coding region: 100-405 (101 amino acids)
Biological process (GO): cellular response to lipopolysaccharide; neutrophil chemotaxis; inflammatory response
Cellular component (GO): extracellular region
Molecular function (GO): chemokine activity; CXCR chemokine receptor binding
Source: RefSeq, a predicted model, not a curated record